AAUAAAAAUACAAGUAUAGAUAUUGUCUUUAAUUUAUAAAAGGAACAAAGAGAGAAAGGUGCAACCAAGUGGAUUCCUCUCUGAUUGGUGGUAUCCUAGCAACAGAAAAAAUAGACGUCAGUUGUAUCACGCUGCAUUGCCAGAGACAGUUUGGCUGUAUUGGAGGUAAUGAUGGAGAAUCAAGACGAGACUUCCUUGUCAAAAAAGCAGAAGCCCUCUUUUGUUGCUCAGCACAUACUAAGCAUUGUAGAAGAUUGCUUCUCUCAAGUGGAGUUUGCUGUAACUCUUCCUGUUGGCAGUGCAUCUGUUCAUGUGGACCAGCCUUUGAGUGAGACACUUCAAGCACACAGAAUAUUAGAAGAAAGAUUUGUAAACUUACAAGAUGUGAAGCAGGAGUCAGAGGAGGAGCAAAGCAGAAUGUCUACAAAAGCAGGGAGUAAAGGAAAGGGUAAGCUUAGGCGGGAAAUAAAAAAAUCUAUUACUGACAUUCUCAGGCUUUUCAAACCCCACAUUGGUAUCUUGUCAAGUUUACGGACGGAGCAAGGCGUCGAAUUAAGUUGGAGUGAAAGUUUAUUAAUCAGAGAGCUCAACAUCUAUCAAAGCCUUGUGGUCAAAAGACUGACUAGUGAGCAUGAAUGGCCUAUGCAAAAUAUGCUAGAUCUAAAUUUGAAAGAAGAAGAAGAAGUUGCUGCAACCUUGAAGCAAGUAAAUGUAGAGUUUUCCCAGUUGUCUGAAGAGAUAAAUAACACACAGUGCUAUCUGGAUCUUGAGGAGGAAACUAUAAACCAGCCAGUUGCACAAGCAUCAGACACAAAGCCAACCAGUUCACAAGAUGAAAUCGAUCAACUCAACAUUCAUCUUUACAAUCUGAUGCAUGCAAACAAACAGGCAGAAAUGAUGCUGCGAAAAAAAAAUGAAAUAUUGGAGGGGCAAAUUGAAGACUUACUCCAUAAAUUUGACAAAGACAAGGAAGAAAUUCAGGUAAACGGACAGAAACUCCGACAAAGUGCUGCAAAUAAUGUGUACUCAGCCAAGCUGGAGUUGACUAAAAAAGAGUAUGAUGAGGUAAUGGAGGAUACGAAGAAACUGAAGAAAUACUUUCAAGAUUUAGAGCUGGAGUGCAACCAGAUUCAUGAGAAGCGUCGACUGGCAGAAGAGAAGAAAAGGGAAGAGAUAAGAGAGCUGGAACUGAAGACCAAAGCUGCCAUUACUGUCCAAGCCUGGUGGAGGGGCUGCAGUACUCGGAAGGCCUUAAAGAACAAAGACAAAGGCAAGAAAAAAGUAAAGACUAAGAAAGGAAAAGGCAAGAAGACCAAAUAAACGACUGCAUCAAGAGCAUACAUAAUUGUAAAAUAUCGAGGCCUUUUUGAGGGGUAAUUAAAAAGUAUGAGGUUGUUUGAUUGUUGUACAGAAAUGUUAUCUUCCAAUACAUUUCUAAGGUAGCUUUAGUCCAUGUCUGUUUGGAAAAGAGACUGCUUAAAUCCCCUCAAUUCCACAUUUGUUGUUAUAUUUCUUAUUGGCCACAGAGGGGCAGUAUAACUCCCUUUCAGUCAACUUAUCUUCAUUGCUCAAACUAUUCGACAACAUUGAGGACAAGAUAAACCGUAAUUGUGAGUUUAAAAUAAGCCAAUAAAGUAAAAUAUGAAACAAA
Molecule: messenger RNA, 1651 nt
Organism: Oryzias latipes (Japanese medaka)
Lineage: Eukaryota; Metazoa; Chordata; Actinopteri; Beloniformes; Adrianichthyidae
Source: RefSeq, a predicted model, not a curated record